UAAGAAGUCACAGUUGGAGGGUAAACUGCAGGACAUUCGUUUCCGUCUCUCGGCUCAGAGGCACGAGAUCGAGAGCACCAAUAAGACGCGAGAGCACCGCAUUUCUGAGAUCACCAGCCUACAACAGCAGCUGCAGGAGUCUCAGCAGUGGUUGAGUCGGUUGAUUCCUGACAAACAGUGUCUGAAUGACCAGCUGAAGCAGGUUCAGCAGAACAGUCUGCACAGAGACUCUCUGUCUAGUCUUCAGAGGGCCAUUGAAAUGAAGGAAUCCACCAAACAGCAGCUGAGGGAACAGCUGGACGCUGUGGAGAAAGAGACGCGCUCCAAACUAUUGGAAAUAGAUGCCUUUAACACACAGCUGAAGGAGCUGAGAGAAAUCCACAACAAACAACAGAGGCAGAAACAAAAGGGGCUGGAGGCUGACAUCACCCAGCCAUCACAUGACAGGAAGUCCACAGAAUUGCAAGAGUAUAGGUUGUCAGGGACAGAAGGUGGUGUGUCUCCUGCAUGGAGAGAUGAUGGGCUGGGAAAAGCGCCCACUCCUCCGGUGUCUCAGGCUUGGAUAAGCCAAGUGAGUGAAGAGGAGAACCACAGCAGACCCGACGUACAGGAUAACUUCUCCAAACUCCUCCCACAGCAUCCGCAAUCGGGGAAACUCCCAGCUCAGUUGCCCUGGUCUAUGGCAGAUAAGAUUCCAGUGUCUGGCUUUAAUCAGGGUAAGGUAAAGGUGGUCUACUAUAGAGCACUGUAUCCCUUUGAGGCCCGCAGUCAUGAUGAGAUCACCAUCCAUCCUGGAGAUAUAGUGAUGGUGAAGGGAGAGUGGGUGGAUGAGUCUCAGACAGGUGAACCUGGAUGGUUAGGAGGAGAGAUUAAAGGGAAGACUGGCUGGUUCCCUGCCAAUUAUGCAGAGAAGAUUCCAGAAUCUGAAGUUCCUCUUAGUUUGAGGGCUAGCGCUGCUUCUAGUCCCAGCCCUAAAUUGGGUUCCCAUGUGUCAUCCGCUUCUUCAUCGACCACAGCCACACCCUUGCAGUCAGUCUCCACAGAGUCUGCAUCGAUAGCCCCGCCCUCCUCAGCCCCUGCCCCUCCAGGCCCCGCCUCCUCCUCUUCCUCAACAUCCAGUAACUGGGCAGAUUUCAGCACUACAUGGCCAACUAAUUCUGCAGUGGAGAAGCAGGACAGUGAUGGAUGGGAUGCAUGGCCGACCCAGCCCACUCAGCCAUCCCUGUCGGUGCCCAGUGGAGGGCAGAUCAGGCAACGCUCUGCUUUCACCCCAGCAACACUCUCCGGCUCCUCACCCUCACCAGUGCUCGGCCAGGGUGAAAAGGUGGAGGGUCUGCAGGCGCAGGCUUUGUAUCCAUGGAGAGCCAAGAAAGACAAUCACCUAAACUUUAACAAGAAUGACGUGAUCACCGUCCUGGAGCAGCAGGAUAUGUGGUGGUUUGGGGAGGUGCAAGGGCAGAGAGGAUGGUUCCCCAAAUCUUACGUCAAACUCAUCUCUGGGCCCAUCCGGAAAUCUAUGAGUAUUGAGUCUGGCUCUUCGGACAGCCCCCCCAGUGUUAAGAGACCCAGCCCAUCUCCAAACAAACCCACAGAUCUCGGAGAAGGUCAGAAUUCCAGCGACAGCUCGAUGGAUAAUGUAUUUUUCCCUCUCUCUUCCUAAUCAUUUUGUAUCUGAAAGUCUGUGUGAUUCUGUCUGAUCACAGAGUUUGUGGCCAUGUAUACUUAUGAAAGCAGUGAGCAGGGCGACUUGACCUUCCAGCAAGGUGAUGUCAUCACGGUCACAAAGAAAGAAGGAGAUUGGUGGACCGGCACCGUGGGCGGGAAGACUGGAGUCUUCCCCUCGAAUUACGUCAAACCUAAAGAAUCUGAGGGUUUGGGAUCUGCUGGAAAAACAGGAAGUUUAGGGAGGAAACCAGAGAUUGCCCAGGUGAUUGCUCCCUACACAGCCACCGGGGCAGAGCAGCUCACCUUAGCAGCUGGACAGCUCAUUCUCAUUCGCAAGAAAAACCCAGGAGGGUGGUGGGAAGGAGAACUUCAGGCAAGAGGAAAGAAGCGUCAGAUUGGCUGGUUUCCAGCUAAUUAUGUAAAAUUAUUGAGCCCUUGCACCAGUAAGACCACACCCACAGAGCCCAACCCACCAAAGCUGCCAACACCCAAUGCAGUGUGCCAGGUGAUUGGCAUGUAUGAUUACACGGCUCAGAACGAUGAUGAGCUGCCUUUUGGGAAGGGCCAAAUCAUCAAUGUCUUGAGCAGAGAGGAUCCCGAUUGGUGGAAGGGAGAGCUGAAUGGUUCCGUUGGCCUUUUCCCAUCAAACUACGUCAAGCUGACCACCGACACAGACCCCAGCCAACAAUGGUGUGCCGACCUCCACCUGCUUGAAAUGCUGACCCCAGUGGAACGGAAGAGGCAGGGUUACAUACAUGAGCUUAUUGUUACAGAGGAGAACUAUGUCAAUGACCUGCAGCUAGUCACUGAGACGUUCCAGAAGCCUCUGCUGGAGUCAGAAUUGUUGACUGAGAAGGAGGUGGCCAUGAUCUUUGUCAACUGGAAAGAGCUGAUCAUGUGCAACAUUAAACUGCUCAAGGCAUUGCGGGUGAGGAGGAAGAUGUCAGGUGAGCGAAUGCCGGUGAAGAUGAUUGGUGACAUCCUGACGGCUCAGCUUCCUCACAUGCAGCCGUACAUCCGCUUCUGCAGCUGCCAGCUCAACGGCGCCACCCUCAUUCAGCAGAAAACAGACGAGGUGCCUGAAUUCAAAGACUUUGUUAAGAGGUUGGCGAUGGACCCUCGCUGUAAGGGAAUGCCCCUGUCCAGUUUCCUCCUCAAACCCAUGCAGAGAGUCACCCGAUACCCCCUCAUCAUCAAAAACAUUUUAGAGAACACUCCAGAAAACCACCCGGACCACAGUCACCUGCGGCUGGCUCUGGAGAAGGCUGAAGAGCUGUUCUCGCAAAUCAACGAAGGCGUGCGAGAGAAAGAAAACUCGGACCGGCUGGAGUGGAUCCAGGCACAUGUGCAGUGUGAGGGGCUGUCAGAGCAACUUGUGUUCAACUCUGUUACGAACUGUCUGGGCCCCCGGAAGUUCCUGCACAGUGGAAAACUCUACAAAGCCAAAAGCAACAAGGAGCUUUACGGCUUCCUGUUUAAUGAUUUCCUGCUCCUCACGCAGAUCAUCAAACCUCUGGGAUCGUCUGGAACGGACAAAGUCUUCAGUGCAAAAUCCCACCUGCAGUAUCGCAUGUACAAAACGCCCAUCUUCCUCAAUGAGGUGCUGGUGAAGCUGCCCACGGAUCCCUCAGGAGAUGAACCCAUAUUCCACAUAUCUCACAUCGACAGAGUCUACACUAUACGAGCUGAGAGCAUCAACGAGCGGACGGCUUGGGUGCAGAAGAUCAAAGCUGCUUCUGAGCUCUUCAUCGAAACAGAGAAGAAGAAGAGAGAGAAAGCCUACUUGGUGAGGUCUCAGAGGGCCACUGGCAUUGGGCGGCUAAUGGUGAACAUUGUUGAAGGCAUUGAGUUAAAGCCCUGCCGCUCAAAUGGGAAGAGUAAUCCGUACUGUGAGGUGACGAUGGGCUCUCAGUGUCACGUCACUAAGACACUGCAGGACACUCUGAACCCGAAGUGGAACUCAAACUGCCUGUUCUUCAUCAAAGACCUGGAGCAGGAUGUGCUGUGCGUCACUGUGUUUGAGAGGGAUCAGUUCUCCCCGGACGAUUUCUUGGGCAGGACGGAGAUUCGGCUGGCCGACAUCAAGAAGGACCAGGCCUCUAAGGGGCCCAUCACCAAGCGUCUGCUUUUACAUGAAGUCCCUACGGGAGAGAUUGAGGUGCGACUGGACCUCCAGCUCUUUGACGACCAGCUCCCUGACUUACGUUGUUUGACCUGACCUUUUGACCCCCCCCCCCCCAAGGAUUCCAUAUCCGCUACUCGUCCGUGGUGAAAGCCCACCAUCCUGAUGUAACAGUCCCACUCCACCCAGCAUCAUGAAUCCCAGAGUGUGAAAGUGUGUAACAGUCUUCAACAGUGAUCCCGAAUGAUUUUUUACUGUCCUUGAUAUCUUUUCAAGACGAGUGUGUGAAUGAAAAUGAAUGAUGUACUGUAGAGGGAACCUCUCCGUUCCCUAAUGAUGUGAAGGACGUCUCCGGAUGUCCCGAGAACAGUAGUGCAAAUUGAAACGAUAUUCUUACAGGUUUUCAUUCUAGAAUACACAGAAUAAUUCUAGGAAUCCGUCAUUAUGGGUAAAUCUCAUGAAAACUUAUUUGCAUAAUGUAUACUUCUCAUAACUGUAAUGUGAUUUUUUUUAUAUAUAUAUAUAUAUAUAUAUAUAUAUAUAUAUAUAGUUAUGUAUUUAUUCAUCGUGGUAAAAUUUGUUGCACUACUUUUAAUUAAUGCAGGUGUACAUAAAAAAAAAUUGUAUUUUAAAAAAUGAAAAUCUAUUGGGAAUCAUAAAAUAUGAUGGUCCUGAUAUAGGUUACAUUUUACUGUAAAAUACUUUGGGGAUUUUGGUGUGACCUGGACAUGUUUUUGUGAGAUUCACCCUUAUAGUCUUACUGGCUGUUCAACAUUUUAUUCCAUCCUUUUAGUCAUUAACACUAAAAACUAAAACCAGUCUAGUGUAAAUCAACUCAUUUGUUUUCUGUUUUUACUGAGAGAUAUCUGGUGGCCGUUGUCCAGGUGUUGUCCAGGUGUUUUAGUUUUUCUGUUUGAGGUUCUGUUAAAUGUAGGCAUGUUCAGGGAAAUUUUUAGCAAGUCUUGAAAAGAUGUGGCCACAAAUUCUUCAUGAUAUAAACUAAAUGAAUUAUGGGAGGGAAAUGGUUCUAUUUGUUUUUCAGCAUCUUUUGUUUUGUAGCUUUUAUUGAAUUUUAUGUUGUUGAGAAUGGGACACACGGGCCAAUUGAAAUAUUAUAGCAGCAAGGGUGAUCAGAAUAAAAUAAAAUACCCUACAUGUAUUUGUCAAAUGUUCCUAAAAGGCCAAAACAAUUGAUUUUGUUCAGUUCCCCAAUGUUCUUAGUUUUAUUGUGAUCCAUCACAAAGUAAGCUUUUUAAUAUAUAGUACUAUAUUUCGGUUUGACACUGCAUUACUAAUGACUUCAUAGUUUGUUUUUUAUUUAUGAAUGUUUAUUUUUUUUAUUGUGCUUUUGUUAAACAUUAGUGAUCAACACUGUAGUUAUGUCAUAUUUGUAAAAAUAAGAGAUAUCGGAGAUGUUCAUAUGUUGUAACUGUAUUUGCUUUUUUGUUGUUUAUUUGCAUACAACUAGCCAGAUGGUUUAUAAUGUUAAAGGUUUGGCAAGUUGCACCAUGUAGAAACAAUGAACCAGUGAACAAAAGGGAUCAAUCUUCACCAAUAUCUUCUGCAAAUGUCUUCCGUUCUUCAGAUAUGUCUUAGAAAGAGCCCACUGUUUUUAGAUGGAGGAUGAAAUAAGUUGAAUUUGUGGGGGUCUUAUUUAUUUUUCCUCAGUUAUCACACUACUGAGCUUGAGAAAGGUGCCGUUUCCUUUUGUACUGAAGCGAUGGGGGAUAAAUUUAGUUAAAUUUGUGUGUACAUUUUCCUGUCUAGAUGCAAUAUACAUAUUAAUAUUCCACUCCUGUGCUAGUGAGAUGCCAGAGUGAUCAAGGACAACAGCUACCUUGGGGCCAGCAAGUCAUUCCACUUGGGUUUUCUAUGUGUGUAUAUAUGAGAGAGAGUGAUUCUUAGUGCUUUGAAUGCUUUCUGCUGGGUCACCUUCCCCAAACCUAAUCUCAGAGAGUUUUCCAGACAAUGCAAGGGGUUGUGGUCACACAUCUUUUCUUUUUUCUGCUCUUUUUCCCUUCUCUCAUGUCUUAUCACACACACUGUACAUUUUGACCUCACUUUAUUAUUUAUAUUUGCUACUAUGAACAGUAGUAAUAUAUGUCUAUGUUAGAAACUUUGAAUAGAGUAUAAUAUAUUGCAAACUGAGAAGUAAAUAUGUUUUUGACAGCAUAUUGUUAUCAAUGUAGAAGCAGUGUGUUGUCUUAAUGUUGCAAAUAAAAUUCAGUUGUACCAAGA
Molecule: messenger RNA, 6025 nt
Organism: Carassius carassius (crucian carp)
Lineage: Eukaryota; Metazoa; Chordata; Actinopteri; Cypriniformes; Cyprinidae
Product: intersectin-1-like
Exons: 26
Biological process (GO): positive regulation of Rho protein signal transduction; intracellular signal transduction
Molecular function (GO): guanyl-nucleotide exchange factor activity; protein binding
Source: RefSeq, a predicted model, not a curated record